Plasmodium cynomolgi strain B is the source of this 807-nucleotide messenger RNA. RefSeq names its product tRNA (guanine-N(7)-)-methyltransferase. The transcript is spliced from 2 exons. The record is from RefSeq and is a predicted model, not a curated record. Gene Ontology annotation, biological process: RNA (guanine-N7)-methylation; tRNA methylation. Gene Ontology annotation, molecular function: tRNA (guanine(46)-N7)-methyltransferase activity. Lineage: Eukaryota; Apicomplexa; Aconoidasida; Haemosporida; Plasmodiidae. Gene Ontology annotation, cellular component: tRNA methyltransferase complex. The coding region runs from base 1 to 807 and encodes 268 amino acids.
AUGAGUCGAUUAAAUGCUGAGCGGAGAAGGAUGCCUAACGAGGAAGCUUCAGUCACAAGGGCAAUGCUCCACCAUCUGGAGAGGACCCAAAUUAACAAAGCCACAAUGAAGAAGCACAAAGUGCCGUGUAAAAAGUUUUACAGACAAAGGGCCCACUGCAACCCCCUCUCGGACAGCUACAUAAGGUACCCCGUGAACUGCAGCUACGUGGACUGGCGCGUGCACUACCCCCAUUUGCUCUCCCAGGGACGCGACGCACAAGCCGAAACGAUCAACAGUGUAGAAACGAAGCAUACUACCAACGUGGGGGCGGAAGGGCCCACUGGUGAAGGCUUCACUAAUGAAGGCCUCACUAAUGAAGGCCUCACUAAUGAAGGCUUCGCUGAUGAAGACCCCCCGACCCUCCAGCUAAACACGAACAAGUACCCCAUAGACUACAACCAAGGUCCUCCCAAAUAUGCAACCCAAGCAGAUGUCACCAUCCUAGACAUCGGAUGUGGAUAUGGAGGCCUGCUAUUCGAGCUGAGCAAAAUUUUCACAGAUAAACUUAUCCUAGGAAUGGAAAUAAGAGAUAAAAUUACAAAUUACGUAGGAGAAAAAAUCAACUCGUAUAGAAAAAACUACCCCCCUCAUUACCAAAAUAUUUCUGUUAUUAGGACAAAUGCGAUGAAGUUUUUGCCCAAUUAUAUAAAAAAAAAUCAGAUGAAAAACUUUUUUUUUGUUUUCCUGAUCCACAUUUUAAAAAACAAAAUUGGAGGAGAAGGACUAUCACUAUUGAAAAUCUCUCUCUGUACCAUUACCUACUAA